This is a messenger RNA of Ipomoea triloba (trilobed morning glory), 1146 nucleotides long. Its product is annotated as LOB domain-containing protein 40-like. The record is from RefSeq and is a predicted model, not a curated record. Bases 104 to 919 code for a protein of 271 amino acids. Gene Ontology annotation, biological process: regulation of gene expression. NCBI's taxonomy places the organism in Eukaryota, Viridiplantae, Streptophyta, Magnoliopsida, Solanales, Convolvulaceae. The transcript is spliced from 2 exons.
CCCCAUUUCUCCUCCCCCAAAAAGAUCUUCUUCCAUCUUCUCUCUUCAAAUUCAAAAUCCAUCCAACACUGUAUAUACAUACAUAUAUACAUACAUUUCAGCUAUGCGGAUGAGCUGUAACGGAUGCCGGGUUCUCCGGAAAGGUUGCAGUGAAAAAUGCUCCAUUAAGCCUUGCCUCCAGUGGAUCAAAUCCCCCGACGCCCAAUCCAACGCCACCGUUUUCCUCGCCAAAUUCUACGGUCGCGCCGGCCUCCUCAACCUCAUCAACGCCGGCCCUGAACAUCUCCGCCCUGCUAUAUUUAGAUCGUUGUUAUAUGAAGCGUGCGGGCGGAUUGUGAAUCCGAUAUAUGGAUCGUCGGGGUUGUUGUGGUCGGGAAACUGGCAGCUCUGUCAGGCGGCGGUGGAGGCCGUUCUCGGCGGCGCGCCGAUCACGAAGCUGUCCCCUGACUCCGCCGCCUGCACCAUGAGCCCUUCGCUCAAGGCGUGCGACAUCCGCCACGUGUCCAAAGAGGAGAUCGCCGGCGAUCUUCACAAGGUUAAGUCGCGGGGGCGGUUCAAGAGAACGGCGGCGGCGGGGAAGCCGAAGCAGAGGGCGGGGUCGCCGGACGUGGACGACGCGGCGCGAGUGAUGUGGAGCUGGAGUCACAAGGAGGAGGAUGCGGUGGGGUCCCCCAGCCGGGACUCGGGGCUGAGUCAGCACGCCGACGAGCAGAGCGGCGGCGGAGAGAGCGGCGAUGCUAACUGCGCGUCCGUGGAGACGGUGGAGACGUCGCUGGCGAAGCCGGAGGAUGAGAGCGAUGUUGAAUUGGAGCUGACUCUCGGGUGGGAGCCGAUGUCGAGACACCAGAAAUCGACGCCGGCUGAGGUGAACGAAGACGCCGGCGGCUCCAUUGAAGCCGCGUGUAGAAUGGAACUGUAAUUAGCCCUAGCCCCUAGAUCAUACUCCAAAGACUGUUUUUGAAGACCAUUUUGUAUUGUUAUUCCAUUUAAUUUCUUUUUUUUGGAGCCUAGAUUUAAAAUUUUGUAUUUUGUUUAGGUUUCUAUUUGUUGUUGGUGAUAGAGAUGUAAUACCUUAGGCAGUGUCAAUGUCAAUGUCAUCAAGAGUCAUAAAGAAGUGAACAUAGAGAAAUGUUGGUUUCCUUUUAA